AUGGCCGACGAAGACGCAGCAAAGCUCGCAGAGCCCACGCACAUAGCUGAUGUCGAUGAUGUAGCAGCUCCAUUUGCGCCAGAACCAGCGAGGACGUCGCCUACGACGCCCAGCGUAUCGAUUCUUGCGGCAAGCCCGACUAGCAGUGUAGCAGCGCCUCCUGCAGCUACAGCAGCCCCGACAACCGCCGUCGAGGCCCACGAAGUGGUCCCACUACCCACGCAAGACUCAAAGGAGCUGAAGGAACUCGCAGAAGUGUUUCCAGACUUGGACAAGGAUUUGUUGAGAGACCUGCUCGUCAUGCACGGCAACGAUGUCAACGCUGCUGUCCUCGCGCUCUCAGACUCGACAGAUGCUUCACAUCCUGCCGCAGAGUCAGACGAGGCAUAUGCACGGCGGCUGCAGGACGAGGAGCAUGGGCGUCACGCGGCCCAAGCAAGGCAGCAGCAGUCACAAGGGCCAGCGUACACUCAUCUUGCUUAUCAGCCAAGACAGUCACGAUCACGUAACACGACAGCCCAAUCCGCCGCCUCGAGUGAGCCUGGCCAGGAGCAACCUGCGCAGAUCGGCGAGGGCAAGGACGAGCUCGAGCAGGUCAUGGCAAAGCUAUCGACUGCAGCUGAGUCUGGCAAGCGCAUUGCCGGUACUUGGUUCAGCAAGAUCAAAACACGCGUCGAGACAGGCUUAGAGGAGCUCGAAGCCAAGAGAGCUGCGUCCGCGCAGACACAGGCCCAGACUCAGACGCAAGCGCGGCCCAGUCCAGCUGCAGCGCGACCAGACAGCGCGAAGCCGAAGCCAGUAGCCACGAACAGCGCGAUUGGGACCGGUGCCACAUCAAGCUCCGCACCAACCCCAACGUUGACGCAGCCUGGGAGCGAGCCUACUGGCAGCAAGACAGACUACGGAAGGCUCGGACUGGUUCCGCAGCAGCGAAUCAGCUUGGUUGACGACAACAGAAAGGUCAAGACUCGAGAUGACGACGAAGAGUCACUCGAAUAUACCAAAUCACCUUUUGACGACGACGAUUGA
This is a messenger RNA of Mixia osmundae IAM 14324, 1029 nucleotides long. RefSeq lists its product as uncharacterized. Gene Ontology annotation, biological process: ubiquitin-dependent protein catabolic process. The record is from RefSeq and is a predicted model, not a curated record. Gene Ontology annotation, cellular component: cytoplasm. Lineage: Eukaryota; Fungi; Basidiomycota; Mixiomycetes; Mixiales; Mixiaceae. Gene Ontology annotation, molecular function: ubiquitin binding; ubiquitin conjugating enzyme binding. The transcript has a single exon. The coding region runs from base 1 to 1029 and encodes 342 amino acids.